Messenger RNA from Parascedosporium putredinis, 855 nucleotides. The record is from the annotation of a GenBank genome assembly. Lineage: Eukaryota; Fungi; Ascomycota; Sordariomycetes; Microascales; Microascaceae.
AUGGCUCCCCAUUGUCCCGCCACACAGCUGGACAGGGUAAAAGGAACCUGGGCAAUUACCGCGGAGACGCCCCUAGGGCCGUCCGGGUGUUACCGUGCAAGCUUGUCUAACGGUGAAUUUCUGCUUUCUACUCUUCAAUUGAUACCUCGCUUCCUGAAAGAUGUCUUCUUCUCUCCUCCGAAGCACCCCCGCGCUCCGCGCUGCUCUCAGGCUGGCGCCGCCAGGCCCGUCGCCGCUCUUUCCAGCACCAGCUUCGUCCGUGGAAAGGCGACUCUUCCCGACCUUCCAUAUGACUACAAUGCGCUCGAGCCCUACAUCAGCGCCAAGAUCAUGGAGCUUCACCACUCCAAGCACCACCAGACCUACGUCAACGGUUUCAACACCGCUCUCCAGACCGUCGCCGAGGCCGAGGCCGCCGGUGACUUGACCAAGGCCGCGUCCCAGGCCCCGCUCAUCAACUUCCACGGCGGUGGUCACCUGAACCACUCUCUGUUCUGGGAGAACCUCGCCCCCAGCAGCCGCGAUGGCGGUGGCGAGCCUGCCGGCUCUCUCAAGUCCGCCAUUGGUGAGGACUUUGGCUCCUUCGAUGCCCUCCGCAAGGAGGUCAACACUGCCCUUGCCGGCAUCCAGGGCAGCGGCUGGGCCUGGCUUGUCAAGGACAAGACCACGGGUACCCUGAGCGUUGUUACCCGCGCCAACCAGGAUCCUGUCACUGGCAACCUCAUCCCCCUCCUCGGCAUCGAUGCUUGGGAGCACGCCUACUACCUCCAGUACGAGAACCGCAAGGUUGAGUACUUUGAUGCCAUCUGGAAUGUCAUCAACUGGAAGACUGUUGCCAAGAGGUUCGAGAACUAA